Molecule: messenger RNA, 2167 nt
Organism: Caenorhabditis angaria
Lineage: Eukaryota; Metazoa; Nematoda; Chromadorea; Rhabditida; Rhabditidae
Source: the annotation of a GenBank genome assembly
AUGUUGAUAAUAUUUGUGAUAGCUUUAUUUCUCCCAAAUUUCAUAAAAUGUCAUCUUUUCGAUGUUGUCGGAUAUUUUAUGGAAUUAGAAGUUCCUGAGAGAAUGACUGAUCUUACUUUGGAAGUUGCGAUUUUGUGAGUUCUAGACUUCGACAUUUUAAAAGACUCGUAUUCCAGGUUGAAAAAUCAAUCAAGUUCAGCUAAUCAGUAUUAUAAGACAAGUUCGGAGAAAUUGUUCGAAUACAUUGAUGAUGCUGAUAAUUUUCAAGUUUCGUAUUGUGGACAACGAAUUCAGGAUUCGGGUGAAUGAAUUUUGAUGGCCUAGAAUUUUUGAAUAGGCGGUUUUUAAUGAGUUAGGCCACGUGUACGAUGUGCUGUCGUAUUGUCGAAGUUUGGAAGAAACGAAAUGUGUCUGGUAAAAAAUAAAAACCAGUGUAGAAUUGAAUGAAUGAAAAAACAUUUCUUCGUCAGUCGCGCGCGGCUGUGCGUCGCGGUCGGUAAACGUAGGAAAAAAAUUGAUUGUUUUUCGACCGCGACGCAUAGCCGCACGCGACUAACGAAAUAAUGUUUUUUAUUCAUUCAACUCUGCAUUGGUUUUUAUUUUUACGGCAUACAUAUUUUUCAUGUCCGAUAAUUCGAAGAGCAUGCGGUUUUUCUGAUGUAACAUUUCAAAAUUUUUUGAAACGUAAAAAACCAGCUUUAAAAAAUAUUGCGAAACAUUAGAGAAGAGACGCGAGACGAAAAAGGGAUAUUUAUACAAAACUCUUGAAUAUAGGCGGUUAGGCGGGAACACUUUGUUAGAGGUCUCGCAACGACCCAUCGUAAUUGCAAAGACCUCAAUUUCUUUUUUUCCCUUUCAGUAAAAGGAAAAUUCAAAGCUCUUAUGGAAUUCGAGAGCCGACGAUACAAAAAUUCCGAUCAACUCAAAAUACACCAUAAAUAUUAUCCAGAAAAUGGUCUCAAUAAUACAAUUCUUCUCCUCUUCAAUUUGCCAAGUUUGUUAAACUUCGAGACGAAAAAAUACAUUAAUAUAAGUUUUGAAAGAGAUAAUUAUCUUUUGAAAAUACAAUCGAUUAAUAUAUUUGGAUCAAUGUGUUUGGAUAAAGUUGAUACAAAUUUGGAUGUUGUGGGCAAAGAGUUUCCACAAAAAAUUGUCGAAGGAAUGUGAGUUUGGUUUCAAAAACACUUCUGGAAUAUUUCAGCACUCAUUUUCAGAUUGUCAAAUAUCACGAAGAAAAUACAUGAUACAUAUGAUGAUUCGGUGGAAGUUUUCAUCGACAAAGAUCUCAAAUCCAAUAAAAAAUUCAAUCUUCGUGAGUUAUUUUGUGAAGUGAAGCAAAUAUAAAUAAACGUCAAAUUCAGAUGAAUUCGAGGCUUUCAUACUUCGGUUAAUGAAAAGAUAUAAACUUUCUGAUAAACAAAAACCAAGAAUUAAUAUAAUGCAACAAACAUCUGAUCAUAUGGUAUUUCAUAUUGAAAUAGGCUUGAAUAGCACACAAUUCAAGGAAUAUGAUUUUGAAGUGUGGGAUUUUCAAUUUGAAGCAAAAUAUGUAAGAAUUAAUGUACAUAGCGUAUGCGAAAAUAUGUGCCCCUUUAAAAUUUUUUAUUUUCAUCAAAAUAAUGAAAUUAAAGGUGCACAGAUUUUCUCACUGACUAAUAUCUCGCAACGUAAAUUGUGAUCUCUAGGUGCAAUCAAACUUGGAAAAUCAAUGGAAAGUUGUGCAAGGUUUCAUUCGCCCACCAUUAAAUCUCUUAGAAAACGACAACUAUGAAUUGAGAUUAUUACAAAUUUUUGGAAAUAAUAUUGUGAAGAAAUUGGACAAUUUUAUGGAUAGAAUAAGUACACAAUUCCCAAAUUUUGGAAAAAUAAUUGUUUGCGGCAAAGAAAUCGAGUCAUAUCAACUCAAAAAAGUGUUUUCACAAACUCAUAAACUCCCUACACAGUGUUUUACUGAAAAAGAAACAGUAAACAGUUUUUUGAUUGAUUGCAUGGUUAUGGGACAGGAUAUGACGACACGGUGGAGAGGACAAGUUGAGACGAGUUUUGUGAGUUUUUUUUUUGAUUUAAAGAGAAUCUUAAAUUUGAAUUUUAGGAUCCAAGAAAUGAAGGACACAAAAUUCAAAAAAUUGAAGUUGAAUGCCAAUUUGAAAAUGCAAAUUUUAAUUAA